AUGGUCUCUCCACGCAAGUCGCGCAAGCUUGCGAUUGUUGGCAGUCGUUCUGUCGGCAAGUCGUCUCUCACCGUUCAGUUUGUCGACGGCCACUUUGUUGAGAGUUAUUACCCAACUAUUGAGAAUACCUUCAGCAAAGUUAUUAAAUAUAAGGGCGAAGACUUUACUACCGAGCUUGUCGAUACCGCUGGUCAGGAUGAGUACUCGCUCUUGAAUAGCAAGCAUUUCAUUGGUGUACAUGGUUACGUUCUUGUUUACUCGGUUUCCUCGACUUCGUCUUUCGAAAUGGUUCAAGUCAUCAGAGACAAACUCGUCAACCACCUUGGCGUCGAAUGGAUCCCUUGUGUCCUCGUUGGCAACAAGAGUGACUUGCGCCCAGACCAGCGUCAAGUCUCCGUCGCGCAGGGUAAGGCACUUGCUGAGAAAUUCGACUGCGCCUACACGGAGACCAGCGCCCGCUACAACGAGAAUGUCGGCAAGGCGUUCGAGAUGGCAAUCGGCGAGGUUGAGAAGCAGAACAACCCGAAUAAGCCACCAGGAGGGAACGUGUGUAUGGUCAUGUAA
This is a messenger RNA of Drepanopeziza brunnea f. sp. 'multigermtubi' MB_m1, 564 nucleotides long. RefSeq lists its product as uncharacterized. The record is from RefSeq and is a predicted model, not a curated record. Gene Ontology annotation, biological process: small GTPase-mediated signal transduction. Lineage: Eukaryota; Fungi; Ascomycota; Leotiomycetes; Helotiales; Drepanopezizaceae. Gene Ontology annotation, cellular component: plasma membrane. Gene Ontology annotation, molecular function: GTP binding; GTPase activity; GDP binding.